AGGUCACGGAAUGGGUGCAUUACCUGCAAGAACCGCCGCGUCAAAUGCGACGAGACAAGGCCUACUUGUCGCCGAUGCGAGACUGCAGGGAGGCAGUGCGAUGGCUACGGCGACACGACGGAUUCUGAUGGGACCUCGACGUCGAACAGCUUCCGGAUUGUCCAGCAUAUCCCCGGCAUUUCGAAGCCAACGCGAAUGUGGCAGACCCCCCAGUCGCCCGAUCUCAUCGCCGACGACGAGUAUCGCGCCCUGGAGUUCUUCCACCAGAAUACAACCCAGUCGUUCACUGCAGAUAUCGGAGUUCUGCUGCUUCAAGUCGCCUAUCAUCAGCCCAUCCUGAGGAGCAUCGCCGUCGCCAUAGGGUCUCUGCAUCGGUCAUUUGUCCUCCAUGGGAGAGGCCCUCUGGCAAACAGCAACGACGCGCAGUUCAUACUGCUUCACUAUAAUAGAGCCAUCCGAGAGCUGCUGUCAAUACAGCCAGAGACAGCCCAGCGAGAUGAAACGUUUCUGAUUGCUUGCAUCUUCUUCUUCUGUUUCGAGUGCCUUCGGGGUGAGUACAAGAAUGCCGUGCGCCAUGCAACUUCGGGCCUCAAAAUCCUCAAGCAACAACAGGCCUUGCCUGGGAGGGACUCGAUGCUGCCACCGGAGGCCAUCACUCUGCCAUUUUGCAUUCUGGAAACCCAAGUGUUGGAGAUCAAGGGUGAAGAGGCGCUCGAUGUUGAAUUACAGCCUGCGAUUCUUUCUUCCUUCUCGCACCCUAGCAUCAGCCCACCAAGCCCGACCUCUAAUGCCAACGAGAUGCUGAAGUCAUUCCACCUCUUCUGCAAUCGAUUCACGCGUUUCGAGGCGGCCUGUGGAGUCUUCUCGCAGAAACGCCAUCAUCGGGGGUUUGAAUUGCAGGGACAAGCACGACAGAUAGAGGAGAGCUAUUUCCACAUUCGGGGUGAUCUGGAAAACUGGUUGCACAUUUUCGAAGUCUGGCUUGACUCGUGUCAAAAUCAGAAGCAUCCAACUGUGAUGAUCAUGACAGUCUGGAGGCUGCUGAUGCGAGUCUUUCUUGAGCUGGACUGGCCACCUUCAGAGCUUUCCUGGGACCAGUAUAUCCCGGUCUUUGCAACAAUAAACUCGCUGGCUACAGAUAUAUUGCAAGAGCCGCGAGAAUCUCAACAAAGCAGCGCAAGGUCAAUGACGUCGACAUUUUCACUGUCCCUGGGCAUUGUUACCCCUCUGUUUAUCUGUGCUACUCGCUGCCGACUCUCCUCCAUCCGCCAUCGCGCCACCAAUCUCCUUUUGCAUUCCCGGCGGCGCGAGGGGCUUUGGGAUGCUGAGCUGGCAGGGCGUAUUGCGGAGCGGAUUGUGGGUUUGGAAGAGUCUGCUGCUGGAAUCAGGCCUGGGAUUGAGUACGGUCCCGGAGAGGUCGAUGUAUCUGCACGCAUCUCGUCCCUGUCGCCUUAUUUCACAGAGAGCAAGCAGGCUGACAUCGGAUAUAGCCGGAUGCAAGUUUCAUGCGGUGAU
Messenger RNA from Aspergillus versicolor CBS 583.65, 1515 nucleotides. Its product is annotated as Zn(II)2Cys6 transcription factor domain-containing protein. Lineage: Eukaryota; Fungi; Ascomycota; Eurotiomycetes; Eurotiales; Aspergillaceae. The annotation marks the transcript as partial. The record is from RefSeq and is a predicted model, not a curated record. The transcript is spliced from 2 exons. Gene Ontology annotation, molecular function: DNA-binding transcription factor activity, RNA polymerase II-specific; zinc ion binding. Gene Ontology annotation, biological process: regulation of DNA-templated transcription.